CCCUGACUGACCCCAAGAGCUAUUACCUGUCCUGCGUGUGGAGCUUCAUGGCGCUCAAGUGGGCGCUGCUGCUGAGCCUCUACUCGCACCGGUACCGCGCCGAGUUCGCCGACAUCAGCAUCCUCAGCGACUUCUGAGCCCCGGGGCAAGGUGUGAGAGGGGGCACAGACACUGACUGUCAGUCUGUCAGUCUGUCUGUCCAACAGAGGGCUUUUCCUGCUGGCUUUUCCUCA
Molecule: messenger RNA, 233 nt
Organism: Zonotrichia albicollis (white-throated sparrow)
Lineage: Eukaryota; Metazoa; Chordata; Aves; Passeriformes; Passerellidae
Source: RefSeq, a predicted model, not a curated record